Messenger RNA from Lindgomyces ingoldianus, 1400 nucleotides. RefSeq lists its product as uncharacterized. Lineage: Eukaryota; Fungi; Ascomycota; Dothideomycetes; Pleosporales; Lindgomycetaceae. The coding region runs from base 43 to 924 and encodes 293 amino acids. The record is from RefSeq and is a predicted model, not a curated record. The transcript is spliced from 3 exons.
AUUCACCUCUUCCUUCACCAGGACUUCACAUAUUCUCCCAUCAUGGCUACUGCCGAUGUUCAGCCACCUCCAGCAGAAGCUCCCCCUGCGCUCCCAGAUUAUCUUACAGACCCUGAUGCUGUUCUAAAAGACUCCAAAGCAAAAUGGCGCUAUGGUAGAGCCCCAGACUACUCAAAAACACGCCAGGUUUAUGAAGAGACUAAGCGAAUGUCCCAUGAAGCAAGAUCACUCCCAGAGCUCGUCCAAAACCUUGUUAAGAAUUGGGAAGUGGAGGCAUCCUUCAAGUCCUCGUUGGAUGAUUGGCGAACUAUUGAUCACAAGAACUACUCAUUUGCGAUAAACGGUGGAGACCCGCAAACCGCUGAACAUAUGCUCAAACACGGAACAUACAACGCUAUUAUCAGUCCGAAUGAAUACUAUAGUCCCGAAUACUCAGACUUCGCAUCCUCGCACAAGACCUUCAAGCGGAUGAUGCCGACAUUUGCUUGGGAGGUGCUCGAGGUGUACAGUGGCCCACCUCAAGUUGCGUUCCGUUGGCGACAUUGGGGGGUGAUGAAGAAUGACUAUGUGGGCUUCAAUAACAAAGGAGAGAAAGUUACGGCCAAGGCACACGGGGGUGUUAUUGACAUCCAAGGUGUUACUGUUGCUACAGUAAAUGACAAAGUCCAACUACAGUCAGUCAGAACAUGGUUUGACCCGCUGGACAUGUUCCGGCAGCUUGCUCCCGAUGGUGUUGUUCAGAAAGAUGCCGUUGACAAGAGUCUCUCGCCCUCGGAUGCUCUGGACAGUGAUGCUGAGAAGCUAGUCGAGAGUACUUCGUGUCCUUUCACAGGAACAGACCCUCAAAGUGCUGUUGCUCCUUUCCCCCCAACUGGAGUGGAGCAAAUCCACUCGCGCAAGCUUAGCCCUGGCCCCAGCGAAUGAACGAAGGUCUCACAGUUAAACGUCUCAGAACAAUCCUCAACUCGACCGUCUCUGGAUGGAUCUGAGCGUUCUGAGCAUGCCUAACCUAGAUACCAUUUCACGCCUCGAGUGGCAAAUUGUUUUUUUUAAAAUAUUAGCGCUUACUGGAAUAUGAAUAAGGGGGAUCUGAUUCAUUUGGACCGUUGUUAGACAAAGAGAGGACGUAAAGAGGAUGCGGAUAUCUGUCUUGAAUCAAAUCCUGGUUCUGUUCAGUGAUAAGUACAAGUGCAAUGUGAUUACGAACCCUGGUGGCAAAAUCUUGUACAAUCAUGAUCUGUGUUACAAUCUUUCCGAUUGCUCAUAGUUGGCGUAGUCGUUUGCAUUUUGCAUUCUGGUACUUCUGCUCUCUUCAAAUCUUGAAGCACUUGGAUAAAGAAUGAGCGCUAUUCAUUCUUAGUUUUGAAAUAGCGCAAUUCUUGACAAAUGUUCGAUUUCUC